Molecule: messenger RNA, 2190 nt
Organism: Saccoglossus kowalevskii
Lineage: Eukaryota; Metazoa; Hemichordata; Enteropneusta; Harrimaniidae
Product: C-type lectin domain family 19 member A-like
Source: RefSeq, a predicted model, not a curated record
CAGCUUUGGAAUUGCUUAUAGAAGACGUGCACUUGUUGAACUGAGAACUGAAUCGGAGCAAUUGAACGUCUCACUGGUACCAAAAUGCUGUUUGUACUGACUCUCCUUGUAUUGUUUGGCAUGUCAUAUGCCGAAUAUUAUACCUCCCAACAAUGUACCUGUUACGAGUACCAAGUCUAUUGUAAAAAUCCUGAUACCAACGAAGGUAUGACUUGGAGUGAUGCAAAUAAUUAUUGCCAGGGACUUCCUGGUGGAGUUGGACUUGCUACCAUGGACAAAGAAGCUACUUUUAUUGGCGUAAAACAGUCUAUCCCUACUGAGUGGAAAGGCGAUACGUGCAACUGGGGUUUCUGGAUUGGAUUCAAAGAUAUGAGAGAACUACCGCAUGAUCCAAGGCACAAAACACAUCCAGAAUUCUUUUCAUGGCACUUUGAAAUGUGUUCUUAUUUCGAGAAGUGGGCAGAAGCCCAGCCUAAUGAUAACGACACUCAAGACCCGAACGGACAAAACUGCGUUCAGAUGUGCUUUGGUAGUGUUCAUAGAAGACUUGUACUUGUUGAACUGGGAACUGAAUCAAAGCCAUUGAACGUCUCACUGGUACAAAAUGCUGUUUGUACUGACUCUCCUUGUAUUUUUGGCAUGUCAUAUGCCGAAUACUACACCUCCCAACAAUGUACCUGUUACGAGUACCAAGUCUAUUGUAAAAAUCCCGAUACCAACCAAGGUAUGACUUGGAGUGAUGCAAAUAAUUAUUGCCAGGGACUUCCUGGUGGAGUUGGACUUGCUACCAUGGACACAGAAGCUACUUUUAUUGGCGUAAAACAGUCUAUCCCUACUGAGUGGAAAGGCGAAACGUGCAACUGGGGUUUCUGGAUUGGAUUCAAAGAUAUGAGAGAACUACCGCAUGAUCCAAGGCACAAAACACAUCCAGAAUUCUUUUCAUGGCACUUUGAAAUGUGUUCUUAUUUCGAGAAGUGGGCAGAAGCCCAGCCUAAUGAUAACGACACUCAAGACCCGGUAGGACAAAACUGCGUUCAGAUGUGGUACAGACCACAGAUGAGGGGUUCCUAUGAUGAUGAGUACUGUACCGAAAAGAAGGGAUUUGUCUGCCAAUUAGCUAUUGAUAGCACCAAACACCAAGAAUGUACCUGUUACGAGUACCGAGUCUAUUGUAAAAAUCCUGAUACUAACCAAGGUAUGUCUUGGAAAGAUGCAAAUGAGUAUUGCUUGGGACUCCCCGGUGGUGUUGGUCUCGCUGUCAUGAACACGGAAGACACUUAUAUAGGCGUAAAGCAAGCUGUCCCCACUGAGUGGAAGGGCCAACCAUGCAACUGGGGUUUCUGGAUUGGAUUCAAAGAUAUGAGGGAUUCACCGGAUCAUCCAAGUCACAAAACACACCCGGAGUAUUUUACCUGGACACGGGAAGUGUGUUCUUAUUUUGAGAAAUGGGCAGAGGAACAGCCUAAUGAUAACCAUAGUGACGAUCCAAACGGACAAAACUGUGUUCAGAUGUGGUAUAGACCACAGAUGAGAGGUGCUUACGAUGAUGAGUACUGUUCAGAUAAGAAGGGUUUCAUCUGCCAAAUAGAUAUAGGAGAGGUGAUCCGACAGAAAGUGUUAUUCGAAGUUGAGCGCAGUUCAUCUGUCUCAAACUUACUUGACGAAACAACAGAUGUUGCCGUCCUGAAACAGAUGAUAAUUUACGGUAAAUAUUUAUCAAACACUAGUGAAUCGAAAAUAAAAUUUCUUGGCACUGCAGAUCAUUAUGUGUUUGUUUCCCCGGCUGCUGAUGAAGUGGAGUAUUUAAUGCCAUGCUGGAUACAAUAUUUAGAUUUUAUAGAGAAUUCACCUGUAAGAAUGAGUGUCCUCACGGAAAUACAAAACACUAUGGGAAAUGCGCCCUCGAAGCUAAAACUAGCAAAGGCAGUGCGUUGGCUUACUCGUGAAGCAGCAUGUGACACUAUACAAAACAUAUAUCCCUGUUUAGUGACGAGUUUACAAUUCUCAUUCGAGCAGUAUGGUAAAAUUGUAGAUGAAGAUUCAUAUUCUGAACGUGCUCUCAGUUAUCUGGCAAGAGUAAAAACAAGACUGAGAAAAGGGGUAAAAUUCUCUACUCAUGUCCCGAGCCACAGAACUUUAACCUCACCAAUGCAGCCACUGUUUGGAGCAGUAUUCACAAUCGUAAUAUAG